AUGGAAAGUGAAAAACACGCCCUAAUUCCGGUCGUUCAGGAAACUCAAUCCCAACCUCCCUCUGGUCAACCAGUGCUGUCUCAACAACAACAAGCUUCAGCUGGACAGCCCAUUACCGCUGCUCAACCAAUUAUGUACCAGAUGGCGCCCGGUCAGCCAGGACAACCUGCCCAACCGGGUCAGCUGGUUUUUAUCCAGGUUCCUCCUGGUCAACCUGCAACAACGCCACAGGGACAGCCAAUUCAGUAUUACUAUGUCCCGGUUGGUCAGCCUGUGCAAGAGGGGCAGAUGAUGCAACCGGGACAAACGGGGUUUGUUCCGGGUGCUCCUGGUCAGCCUGUGCAACCAGGACAACCAGUUUAUAUUCAGGGGGGCCCUGGUCAGUAUCUGCAGCCUCAACAGCAAGCCGCACAAGGUGGAUGUGAAAUCAAUAUCGAUACUGGGUUUCUCAAAUCACCUCUUUGUUACAUCAAAAUAGCUGAAUUCGUGAGUACUGCUCUUAUAAAUGUUUUCGUAUAAUUGGCAAUUGAUUUCAUUUGGUGUGUGUUACGAAGAAAGAUAAACAGUGCUGCUUUUAGUCUAUUUCGAAUUUAUUUCAUGAUCACUUGGUCACAUUCUAGCUCUUGAUAUAAGGAAAAACAUUUCCAAUCUUUUAUUGCCCCCCAUUUUGACUACUGUGUGGCAUUUCUGCAGCGAAACCGCAUCCGAUAAACUAGGAAAAGUAAACGAAAGAGCUCUGCGCUUCGUGCUUAAAGACAAAAGCAGUUCUUACACGGAAUUACGGAAUUACUUAAGAAACUUCGUGCCGUGUUGUUCUCUCUUAGGUCACUCUUUUAGGAGCAUGGGCAAGUAUCCUGAGGUAUACGGACAUCCUCGCGGCCGAAGACGCAAAAGCCGACUUCUUUAAAGGGAUCAUGAUUUUCAGCUGGAUUAUGGUCAUACUCUAUCUGAUAAUUUACACUCUAAGCUUCCCUAAGAUGUGCAACUGUAGGCGCCUUUCGUUGUUUACUAUAACGGUAAGUUUCCAUCUCCAGUCAUGACAGGUCUGCACUCUAGCAUCCCACGCAGACGUUCAGUUAGGGCUUCUUCACGCGUUACUCCCCAACGUUCGUUGGAGAGGAUUGCGUGACGAGCCAAAAGGACAUGUGCGUGGGAGAGUAGUCUGCACUCAUGAACUAGUGAGUGGGUCAAAGACAUAACAGCGAGUUUGAUUCUUAAUAAAGCAAUAGUUUCAGUUGUAGAGGUCGAUAUUUUACGUUUUUUAAUCUUCUAUUGUACGUUGUGCGUUACGCACUACCCAAGACCAAGCCAGUUGGAGACGCUUUACAGUCGACUGCUCUUCGACUGAUGAUGAUGACGUUGUACGUUGAUCAACUGCUAGAUGUAUAGAAUUUGACUAUAUUGAUUUUGACCUUGGAAUCUAUUUUAUACUUUGCCUUAUGCGACAGUAAAAGUUGGACGCCAGUCUUCUAAAUCAAAUCAAAUUUCCAUUCACCUCCUUCGCAAUUUAGUACCUUGUGCAGACAUAACACUGUUGAUCAAAUAACGAGUAUUAGAAAAAGACGAAAAACUGAGUAACAUUUUAUUAUUUUAUUUCAUUAAUUUGGCUCAACUCUAUUAGUCAUAAAGAGUUACUGGGUAAGGUUUUUGUGAAUGCGGAAUAAUCAAGGUCGACUGAACGAACUCGUUAGGUAAUAAUGUUAAGUUUUCGUGAAGCUUUCACUGUAGGCUCGGGAUAGGCGAAAACAAGCCCUGAAAAUUCGGGAAAGGUCUUCACCGCUCCUAGGACGACCGAACAGAUAAAACCUUUAUAGCGAUGCAAAUGAUUCAUUUAUGCUGCUCUUAGCCAAGGAGAAGACAAAUAAUGAGUACAAUGCAUAAUAAUAAAUGUUGCCGGACGUUAUAAUUUCUACCCUUUUUUUCUUCAAUUCCAAAUCAGUAACUAUUUUCAUUUCAAUGCUUUGCACUGAAGCUUUGUUCACACUCUACCGGAUAUAGCAUUUGCGCCUGGACGAAACCGAUAUCGAAUAGGGCUUCUGUUCACACAUAAGAACGGUGAUUUCGGCGCGAUUUUGUAGCGGAGCGAAGACGCGACACGCCGCGCUGAUCUCAAGUGGAGAGUCACCUAUCGGAUAGGUGUUCAUACUAUACCGGAAAGCUUUUUGAGUCGGCACAAAAAGUUAUCCGCCAUUUUGUGAACAUAGCCUUAUCCUUGCAUUGAAACAAAGGCUUGGGGCAACUCGAUAAUGGCCCAUUGCGCAUGCGCUACCAGUGGAAAGGGAUGUAUUCGUUGAACAACUGAGGGCCAGCGUACAUGACUCCUUUUGUGGACUGAUUUGACGUUUUGUUUUUCAGUCUGUGGUUAAUUACUUCAUCUUGUUCGCCUUGUUAUUGGCCUGCACCGCAAACCUGGUACCUAGAGCUGUGGAUUUGGGAAAAGCUUACAAAUUUUUCACAGAUGAAAGCAAGGGAAGAGUCAUUGCUGUUUACAUCGCUUUGGUAGGAAUUGUUUGUUUGUUUAUUUUUUGUUUUUGCUACCUAAUAACUCGCUAACCAGCGGCGUAGCUACUUGUACGCACAGUACGUACGUUAGCCUCCCACGCAGACGUUCUUAGGGGUUCGUCACGCGUUCCUGCCCCAGGAACGCGUGAGGAACCCUUAAGAACGGCUGCGUAGGAGGCUAUACGCGCGUGCGUGUCUGAAAAAGUCGAUCUUCGCAAAAAAAGUUGAUCUUUGCAGUAUGAUAAAAAUAUAAAGCGAAUGAUCUAAAAAAGCAAAGUUGUAAGGGGUGGGGGGGGGGGGGUGGGUUGGGGUAUUUGGCAAAUGGUGCAUACUUUUGGAAAAAUCUUGGCAACGCGCCCGCUAACGUCAGGUAAAACAUUAACCCGAUGAGUACUGAAGGCCGAUCGAACCACUGCUAUUAGAAUCGAAGGGCCACUUAUCGCAAGCUUAAAACCCGCUUCCUUAAGUUCCUAUUUAGCUAAAAGCCAAAAUUUUUAUUCGAAGAAAGUAACACCACCACUUCCUCAACAGAGGCAAGAUAGAGCUUUUAAGAAGGAAAACAUCCUUCUCGGCAAUCGCCCAAAGAUUUCCCAAUAAAAUUUCAAUGAGAUUUUCUUAACAUCCUUACUUGUCCUUUUGCUUUAUAGGCCUUUGGCUUUAUUUCCUGUAUUUUGUUCGUCGUGGAUAUGGUACUGAAUUAUAGGUUAUUUCAGACACAGAGAGCGCAGGAGCUUCCCGGCCCUGCUUCGCAAGCCGGACCCCCCCAGAGAAGAGUUUGGGAUAUUAACUGGGAAUACCUCAAAUCGCCAGUGUUCUGCGUCAAAUUGGCAGAAUUGGUAAGUCGGUUUUAAUACCUUCAUACAAGGGAGAUAGAUCCAUGCCCAAGAGAUAUAAGAAAUAUGAACAUAAAUAACAAAACAGCAAAGACAAAAGCGACUUGAGAUUUCCCGAUAGAAGAAACGUUGUGCUCUCAUUUGCCUCCACUGAAGGUGACUUUUUGUGCUAUCAAAUGCCAAGAAAUGUAGUUAAGAAAUUGCACUAUAAAUCCUUCAUCUCUCUGAUACACCAUUCUCCAAUAUCCUCCUUCCUAAGUGUUUAAGGCCAAAAUGAUUAAUAAUAAUGUUAAUGACAGUGAUAAUGAUAUCCCAAGAAAUUACUGAGUCAACUCGACACUCCUUCCAUGUGUACGGAUAAUAGAGACCCGUUUCCCUCAUCCAAAAAGAAAAAUUAAGGAAAUCUUGGGUAACUUUCCCUAUCUAGCUUUCCCCCCGUUCUCAACGAAGUGAUUUUAAUCAUAUAAUCCCUUUAUACAUGGGCCCUGAACUUGUCUAAUGAAGGAUCUCCACUAAAAACUCUCGACCAAACUUGUACUCUCAUAUUGACUUUGCUGUGUUUUACAUCUGACAAGGCCUUACUGUUUGGAGCGUGGGUGUGCAUCUUGAAAUAUUUCGACAUGGAUGCUAUAAGACAAGCUGUAGCUGCUUCCUCCAGUGGUAUAUCAUCUUCAACUCUUGAUCUUUCAAAAGAAGAAUUCUUCAGAGGAAUCACUAUUUUCGCCUGGGUAAUGGUCAUCCUCUUGGCUUUGGUAUUUAUAUUCAGUUUUGACAAGAUCAGCAGUCGUUCCUCACCUUGGACCCUGACGGUAAGUGAUCAUGACUACUUACCCCUCCCUCAAUCUCAGCUCCUUUCUCAGCCCUAACCUCCAACGCGGUCAAACGCCUGAGGCGUUUUCCUUUUUAACUUUCAUAAGUAGGUUGAGUAUGAUCGUCCGGGUGAACGUAGUCCUGAGUAGGACUGUUGUUGUUGACAGUGACUGACGUUUCGACAACCUGUGCAGUAGUUAUCUUCCGAGUCAAAGUGACGUGUAUCACGUCAGUUGAUGGUAUUAAACUCUGGUUUUUGACCUGAUUGGUCAAUUAAGUCGCGAUGUUAUUGGUCGUCUGUCAGUUAAGCCGUGAUGUUAUUUAAUAUUGGCUUUGAAGACUGCUCGUACUAUCUUUCCACUGUUCUCAAAAUAUUAAGCCACGUUGCGUUGAAAACGCUUCGCGACCAAGUAAAACAAUACCAGAAAAUGGCGCCGAGGGAAACACCUGUGUCAGUUUCCAAACACUCGGAACUUCUGAAAGAAAAGAAAGUUUAGUAAAUUGACAGCGUAUUUGUAAACUGGAAUCGUAAACUUUCAACACUGAAAGUAGCAACAUUGACUUUGAAGUACUUUGCUUAGCUUUUGUAGAUUAAUUUAGUUUGACCGCGUUGAGCUGUGAAGCCCUAACGCCAAUGAGAAAAAUAAUUCUCCUGUUAACUUCUCAUUCCUCUCCCUGCUUCAAACAUGCGCACUUUAUUCUCAGUUGUGAUUGUCUUAUUCAGGCGCGGAUAAGCGCCAUAGGUGGAAGUUCUAGGGGGACUGGUCAGGGGGCAUGCGCGCUCCUUCGGGAAACUUUUUGGAUUUUAACUUCCAAAGGUCCCCUUUCCUGGUUUCCUGAGUCAUUCAGACAGGAUAUUGGCAAGAUUUCAAUUUGGAAAGUCUUUUUUUUAUUAAAAAUAUAUUUAUUCAUGAAAAAUCUGACCUAUUUUUGUAAAACGAUGGAAACCGGUUGGGUCCGCGCCUGAUUAUUCGUCAUGAUUACCCACAUUUACAAUUAUGCGUCUAUUUUUGAAAACUAUGAUCAGUCUCUAACUUUAGAUUCAUGCAUAUACUCUGUGGAUAGACCAAUGAGAUCGGCGGUUGGCUAAUUCAAUAGUAUAAUCUGAUCCGCAUCCUCUCUUUCUGUAGGGUUUUUUGUUUUACAUUUUCCUGGCCAUCUUGCUGAUUGCUUCCUGUGGAAACCUCGCUCCUCUUGUGGUGGACUUAGCAAAGGACUACAUAUAUGUGUAUCCCGAUGAGAAGAAGCAGUACUAUCUUGCUCUGUUUAUUGGCCUGGUAAGUAACCGGUUAAACGCGAUUAAUACCAUCUUGGCUCUAAAUUAGUAUAUUGACAGCACCUAUCUAAUCAUCAUUUGAGCCCCCUGAUCAAAAGAUUUUUCCACAUUAGCAUUGUCAUUAUCACCGUCAUCAUAAUCAUCAUCAUUAUUUAUAAUUACCAUCAUCAUUAUCUUAAUAGUUCAUAGUUCUUGUUUGUCAUUACUUUUCGUAUGGCUAGAUGGAUGAGCGGGAUACAACUUUACACCUAAUGUUCACCAAAGGUCGGAGUUGUCUAUUUGGUGGUCGAGCCUCGAUGGUUUUAGAUUUUUUCAUAGCUGCACAAAUUUAUAAUUUCAUUACUACUGGCUCCAAGAACAGAAUCUGUUAAGCAUAAGCUGUUAAGAGAUUUUCACAUAUAAAAAUAAGUUGUUUACAAUACAGCAGAGGUCAUAAAAACCUCAUCUUUACAGGUAUCAAGUAAACGUUCCUGUUUGCAGCAACUUAUCAGCGUUAUUGCAGUUCGAGAUGGCGUGAGCUAAUGUGAAGUUCGACAAAAGGGAUUUGAGAUAUCCUGAGAUAUUUUUAUAGCUAAUAUGACUGAAAAAUACGACCAACUCCAAGGGAAAAUUAAUGAAACAUUGUUCGACUCAUCUGAAUAAUAAAUUGUUGAGGUUCUACACCGAUGAAGUUAAUGUUUUGCAAUUUAAAUCCAGAUCUCGCUUUUCAACAGGGUUUGGGCUUCAUCUCCUGGAUAAUAUUCAUCGUGGAUAUUACUCUUCUGUACAAGUUGUACCGUCAACAACGAAUGCAAGAAUUGCCGCUUCAACAGGUGCCAGCAGGCCAAACAGUCGUCCAACCUGGUGUGGUCAUAAUGCCCCCACAGGCACAGGGAGGGCAACAGCCAGCCUUUCAACCGUCUGCACAUCCGGGCCAACAUGUGGUUCAAUAUCCGGAACAACGUCCCCCACCUUUUUACACCCCACACCCUUAA
Messenger RNA from Porites lobata, 6395 nucleotides. The record is from the annotation of a GenBank genome assembly. NCBI's taxonomy places the organism in Eukaryota, Metazoa, Cnidaria, Anthozoa, Scleractinia, Poritidae.